GCAGUUUACGCGAAGCUCAUCAGAAUUUAUAAUAAGAUUUAUAGGUGAUUGAUAAGAAAAAAGGCGUUGAAUUUAUAUGACAGUGUUUUAAAGUCUUAAAAUUACAGUUUUAAACUAAAAUCCAAGUGAUAGGUAGUUCGUUUGUUGUUUAUGUUUUGAAAUGUUUAUUUUUAAUCGUCCCUGAUUUGUCACGCAAAAUUUCAUAAUAAACAAAAGGAUUUAAGUUGAAACAAAAAUGGACUCGUUCUUUAGCCUUUUUGACCCUGGAUCAUGCAGUGAUUGUUCGAAUAAUCAGGAAUUCGCUCUGGACAACAUGAACAAUCAAAAUGCUCUCCCUCCUGAGCCCCAGCUGGGUAACGUUGAAUACAAACUAAAAAUAGUCAAUCCUACAAAACAAAGAUUCGAACACUUGGUAACACAGCUGAAAUGGCGAUUACGUGAGGGAAAUGGCGAAGCUAUUUAUGAAAUAGGGGUGGAAGAUAGCGGCAUAUUGACAGGACUUUCGAAGAGGGACAUGAACGCGAGUUUGCAGACUCUACAGCAAAUGGCUAUAAAAUUAGGAGCCACGACAACGAUUCUAAGAGAACGAAUCCUAGAUAAUGGUAGAAGCGUCGCAGAAGUUCUCGUAAGGAAGAUACCCGAUGAUCAGAACAACAUCGAAAUUAGAGUGGCUGUACUUGGGAAUGCCGAUGCCGGAAAAUCCACUUUACUGGGCGUAUUAACACAAGGUAGUCUGGACAACGGACGUGGCCGUGCGAGAUUAAACAUGUUUCGCCAUCUACACGAGAUACAAAGUGGCAGAACGUCAUCCAUAUCACACGAAAUCCUUGGUUUUAAUUCUCAAGGUCAAGCUAUAAAUUACAGUUACAGCGAACUGAUAACUGCUGAAGAAAUUUGUGAUUCUUCCACCAAAUUAGUGACUUUUUUGGAUCUUGCUGGACAUAAAAAGUACUUGAGAACUACCAUACAAGGUUUAUCUGGAUAUUCACCACACCAUGCAAUGCUUGUUAUAUCAAGUACCGCGGGUGCAGUUGGAAUGGCCCACGAACAUCUUGCUAUCGUGGUGGCUUUGAAUGUACCCUUUUUCAUUGUAAUAACUAAAAUUGAUUUGGUACAACCCACUAGCACCCUUCAAAAUCUGGAAUCGUUCCUGAAACAAGUGGGAAGCCGUCGCGUUCCGUUGAUAAUCAAAAACGAAGACGAUGUGAUAACUGCUGGAGCAAAUCAGUUGACGGAAAACGUCGUACCGAUUUUUUGCGUGUCCAGUGUAAGCGGAGAAGGCCUGGAGUUGCUUCUCAAAUUUCUGCAUGUGCUGCCUCCAGGAGUGAGCAUCAAGGAAAAAGAACGUUUGGAGCAGGAAUCUCCGGAGUUUCACAUAGACGAAAAUUUCAAGGCUGGGGAUGUAGGUCAGGUGCUCGGCGGGCUUCUGACAAAAGGCGUGAUUACUGAAGGAACUAAAAUGCAGAUAGGUCCGAUGAAAAAUGGAUCCUUUCAGAAUAUAGCGGUGAAGUCUAUCCAUCGAAACCGAGUGCCCUGCAGAAUGGUUAGAGCUGGACAAAGUGCGGCUGUCUGUCUGGACACUUACAUCCCAGGUUUGAGGAACGGUAUGGUACUUUUGAGCGCCGAUCAAAGCGCCAAGGGAUGUAUGUUUUUUCAAGCUAGCGUUUCCGUGCUGUUUCAUGCCACCGCCAUUUAUCCAGGAUUUCAAACGACUGUACACAUAGGGAAUGUUCGUCAAACCGCCGUGGUUAUUGGAAUUUGCUCUUCGAAGUGUAUCCACACUAACGAACGAGAUUCCGUAUUAUUUAAAUUCAAAUUGCACCCGGAAUACGUUUCAGUCGGGCAGAGGCUUCUCUUUAGAGAAGGAUCUGCGAAAGGUAUAGGGGAAAUCACGCAAGUUUUUCCUCUUAACACCACUAAUUAAAUUUUUAAAGAGUAGAACCAAAUUGGGGGGAAAAGGAGUUUCUAUUUAUUUGUAUUUAGAAAAAUAAAUGGCCCUUUAAGAAAAAUUUGAUCUUGUUGUUGCCAAGUAGAUUUUAUGUUUAUUUUAUGUAAAUGAAUCGUUUUAGGUAUAUAGGAAGAUUUUAUUUUUAUUUUUUUGUUUUUUAUAUUUUAAUUCUACAUAAACAUAGCCAAAUAAUAAUAUUGUGUGUAAUAUUUAAAUAUGUGUGUAACUUAUUUGAGAGAAUGCUUAUUUUAUUUCACAAGAUAAAAGAGCUUUUUUAUUUUCGUUUUUUAAAUUUAUAAAUUGAAAUAUUUUUAUUCGUUUCCUAAAAAUUUUUUCUUUCGUCUCUGCUGAAUCUCUUCAGUAAACUGUAUUAAAAUUGACAUACCUAUUAGAACUAUGUAUUUUUAAAUGUCUCGUAUUUAUUAAAAUAAUACGUAAGCUCAAUUAUUUUUGCUGUACAGUUCGACAAGAAUACUUGUAGAUGUAACGUUAAAAUAGUAUAAAUCAUCACAUCCUCACGUCUACAACUACUCCUGUCGGUCUGUAACUUUAGAAAAACUUGAUUUGAGUUGUAAUUUGUAUAACGAAUAGUACAAAAUUAAGAAACAACUUAAUAGUAUAGUAGUGAUAAAUAUUUAACCGCAACUUCUUCUGACAUAGAAGAUUUAUUUUUGUAAUAAAUAAUUUUAAUGUGAUAAAGAUUUCAAAUUUAUUUUCUCCUUUGGAUUUUCAAAUUUCAAGUACUAUAGAAUUAAAUAAUUUGUGAGGUUUUCGUUGGAAGAAUUAGAGCAGAACUGAAGAUGUACACUUUAGAGUGCAUUACCAAUAAAGUUGUGUUUUUAUUAAAAAAAUUAAUAUAUAUUUUUUUAAUUUAUGAUGCCAAUUUAUGACUUGAUUAGGUAUUUUAAGUUAGAGAAUUCUCAGCGCUGCAAUAUUUUUUCCAAUAAUAAAUUUAAUUUAAAUCAGUCUCUAUGUUUAACAUAAUUCCGUUAAAAAUGUAUUUUUCUAGAGGAACUAUUUACAUGAUCUAACUAUAUUUUAUAAAGUUUUAGUAAUACAAAUUUAUGUACAAAUUUUAUUUAAUUUAAUGAC
Phyllotreta striolata is the source of this 3040-nucleotide messenger RNA. NCBI's taxonomy places the organism in Eukaryota, Metazoa, Arthropoda, Insecta, Coleoptera, Chrysomelidae. The record is from the annotation of a GenBank genome assembly.